AUGCAUUUCCAACCAUCAACGCCCAGCAAUUCAGUCUUGUCAUGUCCACUAUCUUCAACCACUGCCCUCGUGUCGAAUGGCAACACCAAUGACCAACCCAUUGGAGAUCUUGAAGCUGAUGGACCAGGUGUGCCGCUAUCUGAUUUGCUUGUGGAUAUCGAGUCUCGUGCAACCACUACGUGUAGACGCCCUCUGGAUGAUGUUGAUGUUGAUGAUGUUGGUGAUGGCGCCAUGGACCAACAAGAAAGUGAUGUGAUUGAUGAUUGUGGUGAAGAAGCUGCUCAAGUACAAGGUCAUGUGCAAGAAUAUCUGCUCAAGAUGCAAAGCAAGUGGUUGGUGCAAGAACAAGUCCUUUUGGAUAUAUCCUCUCGAUGUUUUCUUUGUUUUGCGUGUGAUGUGAAGCCUGUUGGCAAGGCAACUGAUGUGGUCACGUUACGCUGA
Messenger RNA from Lichtheimia ornata, 441 nucleotides. RefSeq lists its product as uncharacterized. Lineage: Eukaryota; Fungi; Mucoromycota; Mucoromycetes; Mucorales; Lichtheimiaceae. The record is from RefSeq and is a predicted model, not a curated record. The transcript is spliced from 2 exons. Bases 1 to 441 code for a protein of 146 amino acids.